This is a messenger RNA of Peronospora belbahrii, 2118 nucleotides long. NCBI's taxonomy places the organism in Eukaryota, Oomycota, Peronosporomycetes, Peronosporales, Peronosporaceae. The record is from the annotation of a GenBank genome assembly.
AUGGGUUCAAAAUGCAAGAAUUCCACGACGUGUACGCCACAGGACGAUAACGAGCUACUCGUGGCAAAAGAUUCGAUACAAUCUACAAGAUAUACAAUUCCUGAAAUAAAGCUUCAAGUGAACCAAAAAUACGCCCAAAUCUAUGAGAAACGGAAGCGUAAGGAAGAGCUUUCCGUACUUGAAAAAAGAUGUGGAGUCCAUGGGGUUACUACUACUAGUGAUGAUCCUGAGUCGGAAUCCGAGACAGAAGAUGAAGAUGGGGAAGAAUUGACACAGGAAAUUGAUGCAGAUAUUACUAAAACGCUCAAGCUUCUUCGUAAGAAAGAUCCAGUCAUUUAUGAUCCAUCGAUCACGUUUUUCAAGCCAUCAGUUCAGGCUGUUGAAAUGAUCCAUGAAGAAGAUACAAAUGAUGGCCAUAUAACCGUAACAAAGGAGAAAAGAGUGAUGCCAUUGUAUUAUAAGGAUAUGGUGCGUCAGCAAGCAAUGGCAGGAGACAUUAGUGGCAGUGACGACGACGACGAGGAGGAGGAGGAGACGGAAAUGGUGCAAACGUAUGCGGAAGAACAGGCUGAGAUAAAGAAUUCAUUCUUGGCAUUGCUGAAAAAGGAAGAGGAGAAGGAAGAACAGGAAGUAGAUGAUGAACUAGAUGGAGGACUUUUUACAAUAAGGAAGAAGGACGUUGGCGAACAGAAAAAAGAGGAAGACGAGUAUGAGGAGUUUACGUCCAAGUAUGGAACAAAGCUAAAGAAGGGAGAGACGGAUCCUGACAAGUUCUUGGAGCAUUAUCUAAGCAGUGAAGGAUGGAAAGAUAAAACUCUUGUUGUCCCACAUUAUGAUGACAUUGUUAAAGAGGACGAAGAGGAUGCAGAAGCGUUGGAGAAGGCGGAAGAAUUUGAGCACAAUUACAAUUUUCGCUUUGAGGAACAGGGAAGUAGUGUCAUCCAAACGUAUGCGCGUCACAUUGAUGACACGAUGCGUCGUGAAGACGACUCGCGUAAGCGAAAACGAGCAGAGCGAAAGGAGCGCAAAGCCCUUGAACGUCAAAAGAAAGAGGAAGAACUUCGUCGUUUGAAAAAUCUAAAGCAGGCUGAGAUCGAACGAAAGCUGAAAAAAAUUGCACGGCUCAUGGGUGAAGAAGAAAGCACGGUUGGCCUGAAGGCAGAGGACCUGGAGGGUGACUUCGACCCCGAAGAGUACGACAAGCGAAUGCAAGCCGUAUUUGAUGACGAGUAUUACAAUGAAGGUGACGACGAUAUGGAGAAGCCUAUGUGGGACGAAGACGACGAUAAGGAACUAUUUGCAGGUCUGUCUGUCGAUCCAGAGGAGGAAGAGGAUAUAGAAAGCGCUGCUAAAGCGAGAAUUGAAGCAGAAAAGAAGGAUGACGAGGACGACAAUGAGGAUGACAACGAGGAGGAUGCUAAAGACGAGGUGCAAGAGGAGGAUGGAGAUGAGGCGGCACCACGUAAGAAGCUGAAAGAGACUGAGAUGCAACGUCAGAAGCAGAAGUACCUGGAUGAGCUGUACAGCUUAGACUAUGAAGACCUGAUUGGAGACAUCAAGUGCCGCUUUAAAUAUCGUCAGGUCCAGAAUAAUGACUUUGGUCUCACUGUGGAUGAGAUUAUGGCUGCUGACGACAAAGAGCUUAAGCAGCUUGUGUCUCUGAAGCGUAUGGCACCGUACGCUGACUCGGAGUACUCUAUCGAUCGUAAGCAGCUUAAGAAUUUCAAGAAGAGUUUGCGGAAGGCUCAAGAAGAGAACCGUCGGCGCAAGCACGCAAAGAAGACUGCUGCUGGGAACGCGGCAGAGAAUGAUGAGGCCGAACAGCCUAAAAAGAAGAGGAAACGCAGCAAGAAGAAGGUUACAGAGGAGGGAGCGAAGUCAAAAGAAAAUGAAGAUGAUACGAUGCCGGAAGACGAUGAGUCGAACCUGAAAACGAGUAAGAAGGUAAAGCGUGAAAGUGCUAAGCCAGUAGCGGAGGAGACUGCAGGUGACAUUGAACCGAAGAAGAAGCGCAGGAGCAAGAAAAAGAAAAGUGGUGAGAAGAAUGUAUAUGCAAGUACGGGUCUCCCGACUUCUCGACUCGAGUCGUACAAGCUGGUUAAGACUACGAAAAAUUAG